This is a messenger RNA of Capsella rubella, 1663 nucleotides long. Its product is annotated as UDP-glucuronate 4-epimerase 6. The record is from RefSeq and is a predicted model, not a curated record. NCBI's taxonomy places the organism in Eukaryota, Viridiplantae, Streptophyta, Magnoliopsida, Brassicales, Brassicaceae. The coding region runs from base 188 to 1576 and encodes 462 amino acids. The transcript has a single exon.
UUAUAAUCAUCAGAUCGCUUCUUCACUUGGUUUUCAGGGCUCUCUCUCAAACCCUCUUCGAACAAAAUUUCCACAAAUCUUUUUUAACAAUUAAUUUUCGAGUUUCUUUGAUAAGAUCAAGAACACAGUGGAGAAAGAUCCACAUAUCAAAAAACCAAGUGAGGUUGUCUAUAUCAAGAAGACGAAAAUGCCCUUGUCGGCGACGGCGGAUACAAGUAAGACGGUGAAGCUGGAGAGGUACAACAGCUACCUCCGCAAGAUUCACAGCACCAAAGUUCUCAACGCUUCUUCUAAAGUUCUUUUCCGAGCAACGUUACUUGUAGCUCUUGUCCUUGUCCUCCUCUUCGCCAUCAACUACCCUCCACUCUCCGACAGCCGCGCCGCCGCAGCUCAUCAUCUCCACCGUCGUAGCUUCUUAUCCACCGGACUAUUCUCUUCCUCUUCUUCUUCUUCCUCCUCCUCUAUCGGUGGAGCCGCGUGGGAAAAGCGCGUUAGACAAUCCUCAACUGCUAAAAGACAACACGGUCUCUCUGUCCUAGUCACCGGAGCAGCUGGCUUCGUCGGAUCCCACUGCUCACUCUAUCUAAGGAAACGAGGCGAUGGAGUCUUGGGAUUCGACAAUUUCAACGAUUACUACGACCCAGCACUCAAAAGAGCAAGACAAGCUCUCUUGGAGAAGCAACAAGUGUUCAUAGUCGAAGGUGAUCUCAACGAUGGACCACUCUUACGUAAACUCUUCGAUGUCGUCCCAUUCACUCACGUUCUUCACUUAGCCGCUCAAGCCGGAGUACGUUACGCUAUGAAGAAUCCUCAAUCUUACAUCGCAUCCAACAUAGCCGGAUUCGUAAACCUCCUCGAAGUAGCCAAAGCAGCUAAUCCUCAGCCAGCGAUUGUUUGGGCUUCCUCUAGCUCUGUUUACGGUCUCAACACUGAGAACCCAUUCUCUGAAGAACACAGAACAGACCAGCCUGCGAGUCUUUACGCCGCGACCAAGAAAGCCGGUGAAGAGAUCGCACAUACUUACAACCACAUCUACGGUCUCUCCUUAACCGGACUACGGUUCUUCACAGUCUACGGUCCAUGGGGAAGACCAGACAUGGCUUACUUCUUCUUCACUAAAGACAUCCUCCACGGCAAAUCAAUCGACAUUUACAGAACACAAGACAAUCAAGAAGUGGCGCGUGACUUCACCUACAUCGACGACAUCGUCAAAGGAUGUGUCGGUGCGUUAGACACGGCCGAGAAAAGCACAGGAAGCGGCGGAAAGAAAAGAGGACAAGCUCAGCUACGUGUUUACAACCUCGGAAACACGUCUCCUGUUCCGGUCGGAAGACUGGUCUCGAUCUUGGAAGGGCUGCUAGGGACAAAAGCCAAGAAGCAUCUCAUCAAAAUGCCGAGAAACGGUGACGUGCCUUACACGCAUGCUAACGUGAGCUUAGCGUACAAAGACUUCGGAUACAAACCGACGACGGAUCUAGCGGCGGGGCUGAGGAAGUUCGUCAAGUGGUACGUUGGUUAUUACGGGAUACAGCCGAGGGUAAAAAAGGAAAACUCUCACGCCGAAGAUUCCGCUUAAUAAUUUUACUUCCACCAUCUCUCUCUCAUCAUCACAUGCUUGUUUUUUUUUUUUUUACAAAACCAAAAAAAAAAAACUUAUAAAUCA